This is a messenger RNA of Anastrepha ludens (Mexican fruit fly), 3775 nucleotides long. RefSeq lists its product as uncharacterized. Gene Ontology annotation, molecular function: lipase activity. NCBI's taxonomy places the organism in Eukaryota, Metazoa, Arthropoda, Insecta, Diptera, Tephritidae. Gene Ontology annotation, biological process: lipid metabolic process. The record is from RefSeq and is a predicted model, not a curated record. The transcript has 7 exons. Bases 486 to 3356 code for a protein of 956 amino acids.
UAAAAUCGAAUGUAAAGUUUGUACCGAAUGGACAACAUUAAUCGGAACGUAGGCACUAAUACCACUUCAAACAUAUGGAAGAUUUCAGCGACGAACUUCAUUUCUUCUAAAGCCGCAAACAACAAAACAAAUAACAGAAAGAUGGCCAAGAGUGAAAUAGAGAGGCAAAGUGCAGUUGGAACAGUAUAAGAGUUUGAAAGAGCAGUAAAGCAGUCUCAGUAAACUGCAACUAAAGCUAAACACUUUUUCUUGGAUAAUAUGUGCUUCUAACAUACAGUUGCUAAACCAAAUUUAAAGCGUUCGGUUCGUCUACUUCAACGUUUCAUGCUCAGGUUUGCAUGUUAUAUACAGGAGUUUCUUUACGUGUUGUCUAAAGCGCGAGUGUUUAACCGGAGUGGCAAGCGGUGAGCCAACGGAAAUUCAACAACGAAUGUAAAGAAAAAGUAUAGUGCAACAUUUUGCAAGUGCCAGUGGAGCAACGUAACAUGAAGAAGAGGAAUCUACUGUUCAAGUUUUUCAUACUGCUGGCAACACUAUCGUGGCAUGUGACAGCUUGUUCAGAGGCACAGGAAAAUCAUCUUCCUACGAAAGACAUUCUCAAAGAUGCUUCAGCUAAAAGAUUUACCAAAAAUAACGAUAUUGUACGAGCUGUACGAGAAUCAAUUCGACAACAUGAACUGUUGCAGCAACGCAAUAAAAAUCGCAGAUCAAAACGUGCCGUGAAGCGCGUUUGUUAUGGAGAACUCGGUUGUUUUGAGGACUCUGGUCCUUUUGCGUACCUGGAAAUGUUACCCUCGUCGCCUGAGGAUAUCAACACGAAAUUUUAUUUUUACUCCACAAAGAAUCGUUCAGAGAGACCACUCAUGGAGUUGCCUUUUCUUAACAUGACCAACGCUUUUGACAGUAUCGCAAGGGCUUCGCAUUCAAUACGACGCAGGGCAGGUUCGACAAAUGAUACACUCGAUGAACCCACAGCUACGACAACUACAACGACAACAACAAAGCGAAGCGUCUUUAAAAGCACUCCACUGUCGCUUGAUGAGCUACAUGGUUUCGAUGAGCUAUCGGUGCGUGUGAUCGUGCAUGGUUUCGGCUCUGCUUGCCCGCAUGUAUGGAUUUAUGAAAUGAAGACGGCGUUGAUGGCGGUGGAAGACUGCAUUGUUAUAUGCGUGGAUUGGGAGAACGGUGCCACUUUUCCGAAUUACGUGCGCGCUGCCUCCAAUACUCGUCUAGUUGGCAAACAAUUGGCCAUGCUUUUACAUAACUUGAAAGAGUAUAAAGGUCUGAACUUCUCCAGGACACAUCUAAUUGGUUUUAGUUUGGGAGCACAUGUGUCUGGUUUUGCUGGCUCUCAAUUACCGGGCUUAGCUCGUAUCACUGGUUUGGAUCCUGCAGGCCCGCUUUUUGAAGCUCAACAUCCUAAGGUCCGUCUGGAUAGUACAGAUGCGGAGUUUGUGGAUGUUAUACAUUCGAAUGGGGAGAACUUAAUACUAGGAGGGUUGGGUUCAUGGCAGCCAAUGGGACAUGUGGAUUUUUAUCCGAAUGGAGGGCGCGUGCAGACGGGUUGUUCGAAUUUAUUCGUAGGCGCAGUAACGGACUUCAUUUGGUCUGCCCAAACGGCCGACGAGGAGGAGGGUCGUUCUCUCUGCAACCAUCGGCGUGCAUACAAGUUCUUCAUCGACUCUGUCGCUCCGCGAUGUAUGUUUCCCGCUUAUCCAUGUAACAGUUAUGAUGAUUUUAUUAAAGGCGACUGUUUCCCAUGCGCCCAGAAUGAUGAAGACAUCGCUGAAGGGGUGCCACGUUGCGGUAAUAUGGGUUAUUAUGCUAAUCGAUCCACAGGUCGUGGACAACUAUAUCUAGUAACACGAGAAGAAGAGCCAUUUUGUGCGCAUCAAUUUAAGCUGGAGAUAUUUAACUCGUUCAAUGACCUGCCUCUAAGGACGAUCGGCCGCUUAGAAGCCACACUCGAAGGUGAGGGUGGGUUAAACGAAACAUUCAAGAUAUCAGAAAAAGACGACUCAGAAUUCUUCGCUGGUGAUAUUGUUUCGAAAAUUAUAGUUCCACACCCAGCUUUGGGAUUUCCAACCACCCUCAGUUUGCAUUACAAAUCCUAUAGCGGUUGGUUGUCCAAGGGCCUGCCGCAUUGGGAUAUUGAUAAGGUUGUAUUAACUGAUAGCUUUGGUCGCUGUCAUUCACUUUGCAAGCCAUCAACAAAACUGUCGUCCGGCACACCAGUGCGUCUAAAACUGCUAUCGGGGAAUUGUGAGUUGGAAAACCAAGAAGAGUAUGGUGCUUAUAAUGUGCCCACUACUUCGGUACCGGACUCUAGCGGACAAGAGAGCGCGCAUAAUGCGGAAACUGAUAGCAUAGAUGCCGCCAAGCAGAGCAAAGUUUAUUUUAACUUUGGUACUACCUUCCGGUUGGACGAGAAUAGCUCAUAUGCUGACCAUGAUUUACCUUGGCAACCCAUUUUAGAAGGGUCAAACUCAUUAGACAAAGACGUUGGCGAGUCGAGUCGUAGUCUCUCCAUCGAACCGACUGAAAUUUUUGAACCAGUUUUAAAUGAAGCCCGACUUGGACUCAAGAAUGCACGUAAUCUUCAGGAAUAUGGUGCAACAACAGAAGAGAUUGUUGAGCCAGUUUUAAAAGCGACAACACCAAGGGUAAAGAAAGCGAAAGAAAUGGUCUUCACUGAUCCAACGUUGGUCACAAAAGCGCCUGAAAUCAUAAAAAUAGCCGCACCUGUCGUACGUAACGGACCAGAGUCCGUUUUACAGGAGGAAGCUAUCACUGUCCAAUUGCUUCCGUUCCGUCUUGGCGAUCUGCUACAACGCGCGGAACGUUAUGCUAGAGAAACACUAUUACCAUUGAUAUCCGUGCAAGCACCGAAAUUCUUCGGCUUCAAUGUGGGCGGCAGUAAGGUUGGUGAUAGCGAGGAACCAGCACCUCUGAAGGAAGAACCACGUAAACCACGAUAUAUUCCACGCUUUGAAGAAACUUUGUUUUUGCGCGAUAAACGCGUGGAGCAAAAUCGAACUUCAUUCAAACCGAUAACAGACCUCACAACAGCUGAAUCGAAGACGCAACGUAACAUUUUUAAGCUUAUGAGGGUGGAUAAAACGGGGAAGGCUGGGAGCAAUAGUGACAGUAGGAGUAGCGUGGAUCGAUUCGGUCAAAAGCGCGCACUCAGCGAUGUUACCUAUUACACGAAUGUGAUGCUCACUGAGUCGCGAGCAUUGCGACCCGAAGAUCCCAGCUAUGAGCCCGUAUUUAUAGAAUUACCCACAUAUAAGCCGGGGAAGGCAGCGCGAAAUAGCCGAGGAAUCCAAACAACGUUAGCUGAACGAAAGCCUUGAAAAUUUGUGUCAUUUAAAAUCAAAUAAAAGCUCUUAGACUUCAUCACAAAGCUUUGGAAUUUCUUAGUUCAUUGGCGUUGGUUUAACUAAAAAAUUUAACAAUAGAUUAUAUUAAUUGUAUAAAAAACAAAAAUAUUAUUGUCAAUACUAUCAUCAAGCCACCAAUCAUUUUAAUCUGUUUUUACAUCCAACUAAAGCUAUGAUGGAAAAACAUGGCUCUCCGUUUCCCCUCCACGCAUUUGUAAGACAAUAUUUAAUUUAAUUUCAACCUAAGAAAUUUUCUGUAAAUAUUUUCAAAUCUCUCACUGUUUUCCUUUUAAUUUGUAUGUAAUACGUAAUAAUUAAUUGAAAUAAGGAAAUAAUAAUAUUGAAAAAAUGUGUAAUGUAUAAGUAAAAUUAAAUUAGGAAUGCAUAUUUUA